UGUCCCCAAUGUCCCCAGGACACGGACGCCCCGCCCCCCCCCGGCCUGACCCCCACCCUGGCCAUGGCGGUGGGGACGGCAGCGUUGGGGUCACUGCAGGUCGGAUACCACGUGGGGGUCAUCAAUGCACCCCAAAAGAUCCUGGAAGAUGAGUACAACGCCACGUGGACGCAGCGCUGGGGGGAGCCGCCCCCCCCCUCGGCCGUCUCCAUGCUCUGGGCUCUGUCGGUCGCCAUCUUCUCCGUCGGGGGGAUGCUGGCAUCGCUGGGGGUGGGCAUAGUGGCUGAGCGCCUCGGCAGGAAGCACGCCAUGAUCGCCACCAACGCCCUGGCCUUUGUGGGCGGGGCCAUGAUGGGCGUGGCCAAGUGGGGCCCCUCCUACAUCCUCAUCAUCAUUGGUCGGUUCCUGCUCGGCGCCUACUCAGGGCUGGUCUCAGGGCUGGUCCCCAUGUAUGUGGGGGAGAUCGCCCCCACCCACCUACGGGGGGCUCUGGGGACCCUGCACCAAUUGGCCGUCGUCACCGGCAUCCUGGGGGCGCAGGUGCUGGGGCUGGGGGCGCUGCUGGGCUCGGCUCGGCGCUGGCCGCUGCUGCUGGCGCUGCCCCUCGGCCCGGCCGCCCUUCAGGCGCUGCUGCUGCCGCGCUGCCCCGACAGCCCGCGCUUCCUCAUGGCCGCUCAGCGCCGCGGGGCCGCCGCGCACGCCCUUACUCUCCUACUGGGUCCGGAGGCCGCGGAGGCGGAGCUUGAGGCGCUGGGGGCGGAGCUUCGAGGCCCCACCCCCCGAUUUGGGGUGCUGCGCCUCCUGGGGACCCCCCGCCUGAGGCAGCCAUUGGUGGUGGCCAUCGGGCUGCAGCUGAGCCAGCAGCUUUCCGGCAUCAACGCGAUCUUCUAUUACUCCACGGCCAUCUUUGAAAGCGCCGGCGUGGGGCAGCCAGCCGUGGCCACCAUUGGGGUCGGGGUGGUGAACGUGGCCGCCACGCUGCUCUCGGUGACAGCCCCCAACAUGGCCCUCCCCCAUUCUGACCACGCCCCCUCCAUUCAGACCACGCCCCACCCUCCCCUGACCACGCCUCCCGAUUUCUGACCACUCCCCCUCAAUCGAGACCACGCCCCCUCCAGACCACGCCCCCAGUUUCUGACAUUGCCCCCCCAUUCUGACCACGCCCUCUC
Molecule: messenger RNA, 1169 nt
Organism: Lagopus muta (rock ptarmigan)
Lineage: Eukaryota; Metazoa; Chordata; Aves; Galliformes; Phasianidae
Product: solute carrier family 2, facilitated glucose transporter member 4-like
Exons: 7
Coding region: 64-1083 (339 amino acids)
Biological process (GO): cellular response to insulin stimulus; monosaccharide transmembrane transport
Cellular component (GO): membrane
Molecular function (GO): hexose transmembrane transporter activity
Source: RefSeq, a predicted model, not a curated record